GCGGGGAUUGAAGAAGAAGCACAGCAAAAGGGGCCAGAGCAGAGAAUCAAAACAAAAGAAUAGUUGAUAAUCGCGUGAUGAUCGCAGACCAUAGUGCAGAUAAUCUUUAGUUUGAUAUAUCAACGCUAUUACAGCGAGAGGAGCUGGAAUCGUUGCAAUAUUCGCAAAAUAAAUGUAUUUACAUACGUAUGUAUCAUAACUGAGAGUGCAUUGGUCAAAAUCGAUCGUGUUGACAUUCGAUCAUCCUACCAAUCAUUCGCAUUUUAUUUUUCCCACGAGAAUCGGUAACGUCGCACUGACAAAGAAGAAUAUAAUUACUUACUUAUUACUAAUACGCGCCAGUUAACGCGUGAAACUUGGAGACGCACAUUAUUAGUCGUAUGUACUGAAAUUUACGCCUAUGCAAGAGAAAUAUUACGAAUUGAGUCGCAGUUUCAGUACCAAAUAUCACAGAGCACAGCUCAAUAACCGUGCGAAAAUGAAUUCCGUACGAAAAUCGUUUAAAGAGACACGUCCGUUUGCGCAGCGUGUCGCAGAUGUUGAAUUAAUCCGGGAACAACAUCCAAACAAGAUUCCGAUAAUUGUCGAAAGGUUCUGUGGAGAGAAACAAUUGCCACUUAUGGAUAAAUUCAAAUUUCUUGUACCUGAUCACUUGACUGUAGCCGAGCUUAUAAAAAUCAUUAGGCGCAGGCUACAUCUUCAUCCGACACAGGCAUUUUUUCUGCUAGUUAAUCAAAGAAGCAUGGCCAGUGGAAGUCUGACAAUGGCGCAGCUCUAUCAGCACGAAAAAGAUGCCGACGGUUUUCUGUAUAUUGUUUUUGCUAGCCAAGAAGUAUUUGGUUGCUAAAUUGCGCCUGGUGCAAACCUAGAUUUAAUUGUUUUACACAAAAAUAUCGAUCGACGGGUGAUAAAUACUGUUGGACUUGUUGCAACUGUGACUAGACAAUUGCUCGUUAUAUAAAAAAAGUUUGAGAAUACAUGAGGGACAUGUUGAAUGAAAACUGAAUUAACGAGAAAACAGAAAAGUAAAUGAAUUACAAACCUCUAAUAAAAAGAGAGCUAAUAAUCGCAGUAGUUGAUUAUUCUCGACUUAAUUAUUGUUUUAUUGUACCCGUUAAUUAUACUGAACGUUGAUGAUAAUUUACUUAUUACUUCAAUUAGUGUAAUAUUACAACAAGUGGAACUACGAGUGUAAAACAGCUUAAAUAAUUGGUGAAAAAAACUCUAUGAAGUAGUAUAUUUUUAUUUGAGCGUGAAUGUUGACAUUGAGAUUUCUUUUGUCACCUCUUUUGUUUAAGCAUCUUCAUAUCCUAUUGUUACUUAUUAUUUUGUAUUAACUAUACUCGCACAUGUUUAAUUAUAUCGUGAUAGUUCCUUAAAUUGCCUCCAUGUAACUCAGGCAUAAAAAUAAUUGUUUCGUAACAAUUUUAUCCUUAUUCAAGUAAAGUUACACUAGAAUCUAAAAAAAUAAUCUCCUUUACGAUAAUAUUGGAUUAUAUUUACAGAUGAAAUGUAUUAAGUAGCAUUAAUAAUAGUUUUGUAUGUUAGUAGUUAGUUGAGGAAAAUGAUAAUGAAACAUUGUAAAACUAACGAUUUUGCAAUACGUUCAUACAUGUAUUUUUUGCUAAUUAAAAAAUUAUAAGUUCGUAUCACAUUACAAAUAAUUUUUAUUGAGUCUGAUAUUUUUUCUUAAUGAUAAUAAAAUUCACCUAUUCAUAAAUGAUCUUAAUAAACAAAUCGCAUCGAAGUGUUUCUUAUGUCACUAUUUUUUUUUUUUUUUUAUAUUAAACGAAUUUUCUUUGAUGAUAAUUCUAUCUUUUCGGUAGUUCAAAGGAUGGGUUUAAACAAAACUGUUAGUUAUUUACCAUAUCAAAUAGCCUUCUUGAAGAUAAUAUAUAUUUUGCUUUCUCUUUGUUUCACACAAGAUUCAAUAAAUUGUCAUUAAUAACAUGCAUAUAAUAUACUUAUUCUAUGCAAAAAGAUAAUAGAUUACAAUUCUGAGGAAAAAAUACUCAUUUAAUUCCUCUGUCAGGUAAUUACGUGUAUUUUUGAAACUACUUAUCAGGUAGAAUCAGCUGUGAAUUAUUGAUUAAUAUAAUUAUCAUGUAAUAUUUCGUUUGUUCGAAUAAAUUAUUACUUUAUGA
Molecule: messenger RNA, 2144 nt
Organism: Diprion similis
Lineage: Eukaryota; Metazoa; Arthropoda; Insecta; Hymenoptera; Diprionidae
Product: microtubule-associated proteins 1A/1B light chain 3A-like
Exons: 4
Coding region: 401-847 (148 amino acids)
Biological process (GO): autophagosome assembly; cellular response to nitrogen starvation; macroautophagy
Cellular component (GO): autophagosome membrane; cytosol; autophagosome
Molecular function (GO): ubiquitin protein ligase binding
Source: RefSeq, a predicted model, not a curated record